AUGACAUCAAAUGACGAGAAUUCCAGACGAGGCUAUCUUGCUCGUUCCAUAAUCUUAACAAUUGGGGGUGGGGCUCUUGGUUGCUCCAUUCUCACUGCGCUAUCUUGUGACUUCAUUGGGGUUGAGAACGUCGUUGUUACCGAAAACGCAUUCUCGGAUGCCCCCUACCUCAAGACAGUUGGACUCUUCUCCUUCAAUUCGGCCGCAAAUGAAAGUUGUGAGCACUACCGCACUCGACUAUUGCACUCCAAUUUCAAUGAAUGGUUCACUAUUGGGCAAAUUGCUUCUCUCGCUGCUCCAGCUUUGGGCUUGAUUGGCUGGAUUCUGGUAUUGAGUGAGUUGUUGAUUUCCCAAUGCCGAUUCAACGGAAGCUUCGUGCUUCAGAACGUUCUGUUCAUAGCGGCAUUUACUUUCCAAUGUUGUACGUUUCUACUUCUUGGACAAACCCAGUUUUGCUUUUAUGACAAGAUGUUUCAUUGCACCUGGGAAAUCGGCUCUAUUCUCUCCAUCAUCGCUGCAUCAAUGUUUUAUUUGUGUUCCAUUCUUUUAUGCUGCUUGUCGCGGCCCAAACAUUUCCCGAAUGAUCACGAUGACAGAGAAUGUGAAGAUGACAAGGUUUAA
Messenger RNA from Cylindrotheca closterium, 621 nucleotides. Lineage: Eukaryota; Bacillariophyta; Bacillariophyceae; Bacillariales; Bacillariaceae. The record is from the annotation of a GenBank genome assembly.